Sphaeroforma arctica JP610 is the source of this 880-nucleotide messenger RNA. RefSeq lists its product as hypothetical. Bases 131 to 469 code for a protein of 112 amino acids. Lineage: Eukaryota; Ichthyosporea; Ichthyophonida. The transcript is spliced from 2 exons. The record is from RefSeq and is a predicted model, not a curated record.
AGGCUUUUGACUGUCUAACCUUCCGAUUAGAGGGUCACUAUUCUCGGACAUACUCUUAUCAAACACGCUAAUCCUUAUUUUAAUAUACACUACGAAAUAGCAUCCGGGUGAAUCUGUGAACCUAUUAAUAAUGGCUAAAAGUGUCAGAUCAAAGAAAAUGCGUGCUAACCGCGCUGAGCUGCGCAAGAGGUACGCUCCCAGAGAUGCAGCACUUCUGAGCAAAACGGUAUCCAAGAUCAAUGCUGAGGUAGCAGAGACGAUUGCUGACCUCAAGGCCGAGAAGGUAAAGGAAGAAUCCGCUAAAACUGAAGCAAAAGAGAAUGGCAUGGACGUUGAAGGCGAGGCCAAAGAGAAGGAGAAUGAACCUUUAUUUCCCAACAAAGCGCAGCGAAAGAAGCAAAAACACACACUCAAGGUUAAGAAGCUGCACAGGAAGGGGGUGAGGAGUACUAAGCGAUACAAUAUGUAAAUAUAUCUUUGGUGAUGUACUCCAUGAUAAUAGAAUAUUAAGAGCCGCGCAGUUUUGAUUCCGCUGAGACGCGCUACAUGAUGUGGGUGUUCUCUUCUGUAUGCUACAUACUGCAUAGAACACACUGUCAAGGUGGCCAAUCAUGAGUUGCAGACUCGCCCAUAUAUACACAUAUAUGAAUAUGUACAUAUGUCAAUUUAUGCAUGAAUAAUUAUGUAUAUAGAAUACGCGAGAGAUUUUAAUUGGUGAAUCCCGUGUCAGUAUGCCAGUGCUGCGGACGUUAGAAAAAUACUGAGAUUCUGAAGAACAGCUAAAAUAAUAAGUUUGUGCGCUCGGAGCAAACGAUAGGGACGGAAGAGAAAUACAUGAAUAUAAAUUACGAUUACAUACACAUGUUUACAAGACCAGAUU